AUGAAUGAAAAUUUGGAAGAUAAUUCUGUUGUUAAUUUGAAAGAUGAAAUAGAUUUAAAAUUGGAUUUAAAUAAUUAUUUAUCAGAUCAAACUAAUACUAAUUUAAAUACUAAUAAUAUUAAUUUGAAUAAUAAAUUGAAUAAUAAAUUGAAUAAAAAAGAAAUUGAAAAGAAUUGGUUUAAUAUAAGUGAGAAAGAAGUGACUCCAGCUGUUAUGAGGGAAUGGAAAUCAAUCCAAUUACGUGGUUUUGUUGAUCCUAAGAAAUUUUAUAAAAAUUCUAAAAAACUUGAAAACAUACCGAAACAAUUUCAAUUAGGUACUAUAGUAACAAAUAAAUCCAACAUUGAAGAUACAGUUAACAAUGUUACUGGGAUUACUAAGAGUAGGAACACAAGUGGGAUUAAGAGUAGAAAUAUCAUUAAGAAGACUAGAGUUAGAAAGAAAUCUAGUUUAAUUACAAGUACAGUUAAGGAAAGUGAAUGGGUUAGUAAGAGGUAUAGGGAUAUCCAAAAUGAGAAAACCAGUGGUAGGAAAGGCUGGUAUCAAAGACAAGUUAAAAAACGUAAAAAAACAUAA
Theileria annulata is the source of this 576-nucleotide messenger RNA. RefSeq lists its product as uncharacterized. Gene Ontology annotation, biological process: RNA processing. Bases 1 to 576 code for a protein of 191 amino acids. Gene Ontology annotation, cellular component: nucleolus. The transcript has a single exon. Lineage: Eukaryota; Apicomplexa; Aconoidasida; Piroplasmida; Theileriidae. Gene Ontology annotation, molecular function: RNA binding. The record is from RefSeq and is a predicted model, not a curated record.